AUGGAAAACCUAAAGUCAACUUUAUUCAAAUUUAAGGGAUAUUAUUUUAGUCGGUUAAGACUUAAACUUGACUUGGUAGAAAACUUAGAAGAUUUUGAAAUCAGAGAUGAUGAUGUCUUCAUAGUCACAUAUCCCAAAUCUGGAACCGUCUGGUUUCAGCAGAUAUUAAGUUUGAUUUACUUUGAAGAACAUCGCAAAAAGACUGGGAAUCUGGACACAAUUGAUCAAGUCCCCUUCUUCGAGUACAUCAGUCCAGAAAAAAAUAUUGUCAAAAAAACAACUACUAGUCUCUUUGCUACCCAUCUCCCAUACUACUUGUUUCCAAAUGGGAUGAAGAACAAAAAAGCCAAAGUAGGAAAUGGACUAUGGCUGUUGAAAGAUAACUGCUCCUUUUUCAUUAUUUCAUUUCCUUUCAUUACUUUGACACUGUACUCAUCCAACUGUUAG
This is a messenger RNA of Suricata suricatta (meerkat), 447 nucleotides long. Its product is annotated as amine sulfotransferase-like. The record is from RefSeq and is a predicted model, not a curated record. The coding region runs from base 1 to 447 and encodes 148 amino acids. Gene Ontology annotation, biological process: sulfation. Gene Ontology annotation, molecular function: sulfotransferase activity. The transcript is spliced from 2 exons. Gene Ontology annotation, cellular component: cytoplasm. NCBI's taxonomy places the organism in Eukaryota, Metazoa, Chordata, Mammalia, Carnivora, Herpestidae.